This is a messenger RNA of Ixodes scapularis (black-legged tick), 1564 nucleotides long. RefSeq names its product chitinase-3-like protein 1. Gene Ontology annotation, biological process: carbohydrate metabolic process; chitin catabolic process. Lineage: Eukaryota; Metazoa; Arthropoda; Arachnida; Ixodida; Ixodidae. The coding region runs from base 72 to 1556 and encodes 494 amino acids. The transcript has 9 exons. The record is from RefSeq and is a predicted model, not a curated record. Gene Ontology annotation, cellular component: extracellular region. Gene Ontology annotation, molecular function: chitinase activity; chitin binding.
GUUCCGCGUUAGAACAGCUCUUUCGUGGGGUCAGCGAUGACUUAUCCAUAGGAUCAUCGUCGGACACCAGUAUGAGGGCCUUUGACCCAGCCACCGUCUUCUUGUCUUUGGCCGCCAUCGCGUGCAGCGCAGAUGCGUACAGAACGUCCCGCCAAAGGGUCUUUCUGUGCUACUUUGCCAGCUGGUCCUACUACCGGGUCGGCGACGGCAAAUUCUCAGUCGCGCAGAUAGACGCGACGCCGUGCACCCACCUCAUUUACGCGUACGCCAAGCCCGUGAACGGAUCUAUUGCACCGAUGGAUACACGUCUCGAUACCAAUGUCCACAAAAUGUAUAGAAAAUUUAAUGCCCUGAAGAGGACAAGACGUGGCUUGAAGACACUCAUCUCGAUCGGAGGCUGGAACGAAGGAUCAGAAAGAUUUUCUAAAAUUGCGUCGAGUGAGCGGGAACGCCGGGCCUUCGUGGAGAGUGUGGUCGCAUUUCUGGACCUCCACGGCUUCGACGGAAUCGACAUCGACUGGAAGUACCCGACUCAAAGAGAUGGAUCCCCGAACGAUAAGAAGAACUUCGCACUGUUGCUCAAGGAUUUGAGGAAAGCAUUGGACCGCAAGGAUCACAUACUUACGGCCUCCGUGUCUGCACUAAAGGCGAUAAUCGACGCAGCUUAUGAUGUCAAAGAGAUCUCCAGGCAUGUUCAUUUCAUGAGCAUCAUGGGCUACGAUCUGUUCGGUCCGUGGAACUAUCACACCGGACAUCCUGCACCGCUCCGGGGCAGAAUUGGCGGCUCUUCUGACGAGAGCACCCUGAACGUGGAAACCAGCAUCGCGAGUUGGAUCUCUGAAGGAGCUGACGUGGGGAAACUCGUGCUGGGUAUGCCGCUGUACGGGCGAACGUACACCCUGAAGGACCCCAGCGAACACGGCUUCAACGCGCCAACGUGGGGACCCGGUGAAUCUGGACCCUUCACCAGGGAACCGGGGUUGCUUGGCUACAACGAGAUCUGCACGCUUAUCUCUACCGGAGGCUGGAAAGUGACGCGAGACCCCAACGUCGAUGCCCCAGUUGCGGUCAAGGGCAACUUGUGGAUCGGUUUCGACGACGCCGAAAGCCUCGCGAAUAAGGUCCAGUUGGCGCUGGACAAGGGACUCGCCGGAGCCAUGGUAUGGUCCAUCGAGACGGACGAUUUCAGAGGCAAGUGUGGUCGCGGAAAGAACCCGCUCCAGGAAGCCAUUCGGAAAGCCCUACUGCUUAACGCCUCCGAGCCAACGAUGACCACGUCCGAGUCAACGAUGACCGCGUCCGAGCCAACGAUGACCACGUCCGAGCCAACGAUGACCACGUCGCAACGUCUUACGAGAUCUCCGGUGACUAACUCCCCCGGGCUGUUCACGUGCGUUUCGGAGGAUCGUUUUCCGGACCCGGACACCGAUACCGGAUACAUCUGGUGCGUGCGAAGAGGCAGCGAUUUUCAACUCUUCAAAAUGCGGUGUCCUCGCGGCACCUUCUUUCGCAAACACACCAGGCGGUGCGAUCAUGUCUAUAAAAACGCCCUGUGAUCUGUCGA